AUGUCAAACUUCCAAGAGGUCAUCGAGGUGCCUCCCACCUUCCUGUCAAGCAUCGAAACCCAACCUCCCCCCAUCUACUUCCACCAUGUCAUCGACACCGAAACCGCCACCCUCAAGGUCAUGGUCCUAGGCGCCAACCUCACCUUCACCUUUACGCACAAGCGCGCACUAAAAGUCGUCAGACCAUCUCAAAUCGCGAAACAGCUCGAGAACAAGACUACUGGUUUCCUCGCCCUCGUUACACGUUCCCGCGAGAGAGUUGUCCUCGUGGCAGCAGAGUCUGGACACGGCGCAGGACGCUUUGGUGAUCUUUUGGAUCCGCAGAAGGGUGUGCUUAGAAACGACAUCUGGACUAGACGUGUCAUUGCCUUUGGAAAGACUCUCGGGUUACGCAUGAACCGCCCCUUUGAUGGUAUGGGUCGUGCGGCUGUCGCUAAGGUUGACGGAGUCUUUCUUGGCUCUCACGUCGAGGUCAAACUCGCAGUCCACGGUAUAUGCGUCCUGCUUAAUAUGUUUGGCAUCACGAAGGACUAUGACAACAUCACUGUCGAGCAACUUCAACGACUUCGAACUGCGCGCUGGGAGGAUGGGUCGCGACCAAUCUUUGAAGUCUACUUCUCUCGGAAGCAUUGUCAUCCUUGCAGAAGUUUGGUUCAGAAACUCUCUGAGAUGACAGGAGUGCCUAUUCGGCUCCUGUGGAAGCAUCGGCUUAUCCCCAAGACGUACGCUGUCACUUGCAAACCCUUAGGUCCACGAGCACGAGACGACCCUGAACCCGAGGUGAUGGUAUGUGACAGCCAAGACAUGGACUUUGGCGACGAAUUAUCCGAUGCAGAAACUAUCUCAGACGGCGAGCUUGAGACUAUUGACACAAUCGACCUCACAGAGGUUGAUCACUCAGAACAAAUCGACGCUUACAUCGACGGCCUGGCUUAUCGAGUUGGCCAGAUGCGAGAGUCCCCUGAAGGCGUGACGGCCGCUAUCGUCGAGUUCGCCGCCACAGUAAAGCGACAGAAGCAAAAAGCCGCCGACAUCCCCAAACCUCUCCCUGCGACGCCGGUCAUAGAAGAUCCAGCUCUUGCUAGGGAGCAACACACGUGGCCACCCGCACAACGAACAUUCUUCCCUGAUUCUCAGACACGAAAUGGUAGAGCGAAGAGUAGUUCGCCAUCUAUCGGUCGGGGACGUGUCCAGAAGCAAAAGGCUCCGAGACGACUGAACAUGAAGAUCCCGGAAACGAUUGUUCUGGAUAGGGAUAGUGAGCCACCGCGAAGAAAGUCUAGAAGCAAGUCCAAGGGCCGCCAGCGUCCGACUCGGGCUUUCUACUGA
Messenger RNA from Fusarium vanettenii 77-13-4, 1329 nucleotides. RefSeq lists its product as uncharacterized. NCBI's taxonomy places the organism in Eukaryota, Fungi, Ascomycota, Sordariomycetes, Hypocreales, Nectriaceae. The record is from RefSeq and is a predicted model, not a curated record. The transcript has a single exon. Bases 1 to 1329 code for a protein of 442 amino acids.